UGCUCCCCUGCUUAUGGGUUUCCUUCCUUCUGUGCAGACCGCUAGGGCAAUAGGAGCUGCUGCCACCGGCCAGGGCCAUGGCCACCGCGCCAGGGGAGCGGCUGCGAGAAGAGGCUCGGUGCUCAGUGUGCCUGGACUUCCUGCAGGAGCCCAUAAGUGUGGAUUGCGGCCACAGCUUCUGCCUGCGGUGCAUCUCCGAGUUUUGCGAGAAGUCGGACAGCGCUCAGGGCGGCGUCUACGCCUGUCCCCAGUGCAGGAGUCCCUUCAGGCCCGCCAGCUUCAGGCCCAAUCGGCAGCUGGCCAGUCUGGUGGACAGCGUGAGGCAGCUGGGGUUGGGUGCAGGACACCCCGGGACGCGCCAGUGCGCGCGGCACGGCGAGGACCUGAGCCGCUUCUGCGAGGAGGACCAGACGAUGAUAUGUUGGGUCUGUGACACUAGCCCCGAACACCGGAGCCACCACACUGAACCGCUGCAGGAGGCUGCCAGCCGCUACCAGAGGAUGCUCCAAGCCGCUUUGGAACUUGUGAGGAAGGAAAUGGAGGAGGCUCUGAUGCAGGAGACCAACGUGGGGAAGAAGACUGUCAUUUGGAAGGAGAAAGUGGAGACGCAGAGACAGCGUUUCAGGCUGGAGUUUGAGAAACACAGGGGUUUUCUGGCCCAGGAGGAACAGCUGCAGCUGAGGCGGCUGGAAGAGGAGGAGCGAGCAACCCUGCAGAGGCUGCGUGACUGUCGGAACAGGCUGGUCCAACAGAACAAGGCCCUGAAGGAGCUGGCUGAAGAGCUACAGGAGAGGAGCCAGCGGCCAGCCCUGGGACUGCUGGAGGGAGUAAGAGGAGUCUUGACCCGAAGCAAAGCUGUCGCACGGCUGGAACCAGAGGCCAUCCCCUUGGAGCUGAAGACGGUGUGCCGCAUCCCCGGGAUGAGGGAGAUGCUGAAGAAAUUCCAAGUGGACGUGAAGCUGGAUCCCGCCACUGCGCACCCCAGCCUGCUCCUGACGGCCGACCUACGCAGUGUGCAGGACGCUGAGGUCUGGAGGGACGUCCCAAGUAACCCUGAACGCUUUGAUAUCUGGCCCUGCAUCCUGGGCCUGCAGGGCUUCUCCUCUGGAAGACACUACUGGGAAGUCAUCGUGGGGGAAAAGGCAGAGUGGGGGCUAGGGGUAUGCCAAGACUCGCUGCCCAGAAAGGGGGAAACCACACCAUCUCCAGAGAACGGCGUCUGGGCCAUGUGGCUGCUGAGGGGAAGCGAGUACAUGGUCCUGGCCUCUCCCUCCGUGCCUGUGCUCCAAGAUGAACGACCUCGCCGCAUCGGGAUCUUUCUGGACUACGAAGCAGGCGAAAUCUCCUUCUACAACAUCACAAACGGGUCUUACAUCUACACAUUCAGCCAUCUCUUCUCCGGCAUUCUCAGGCCCUACUUUUUUGUCUGUGACACGACCCCUCUUAUCUUACCACCCAUGGCAGAAGCAGGGCCUGGAAACUGGACCCCCAGGGGUCUCCUUGAUCUCGCUGCUGCUGUUAGAAGUGAGGAACACUGAAACCAUCCGGAAGUGCUGUGCUUCACAGUGGUCCUGGACGGAUGGGGAGCAUGGCUGUGCCCUGCUUCAACAAGCCACACCAAUGCCAGCUCUGCAGGCCUGUUCUGUGGAAACUCUCCCAUGGGGGCUAAGGAGUAGAUCCCUGGUGGUUCACGUGCUGAGGAACCAUGUGCAGUGAAUGACUUCGAAAAGGCGGCAGGCUCAUCAAACUCCGCUGCCAGAUGUCUCGUCUUCCCUUGGUGCAUUUUCACAGUAAUAAGCUAGAAUUACAUGAGAUUGUCCUUUCAUCCUCAACAUGCUGCAUAAUGGGAUGUAGAAGUAUCAAUUCUACUUGUUUCUGUUUGUUUUGUUUUUGAGACACAGUCUUCCUGUCUAGCCAAGGUUCUCCCCCAACUCUUGCCUCAGUGUCCUGGGCGCAGGUAUGUGCCACGAUGCUUGGCUGAGAAAUGAGAUUGCUUCAAAAUCAACUGAUAUUAUUCCAGUGAGACCCAUAAUUCUGAAUCUUUUCUGCUUUUCCUUUCUUGAUUUCAUUCUCUCUCUUUCGUUGGAUGUGUCAUCCUACUUAGUCUACAGUUCCUUCUAGAUUAAUAGGUUCAGAAUCAUUCCUUUCUAUGUUUGCAUUUCCUAGCACUACAGUCGAUUACUUUCCAUCUUUUCUGUUUUUUUAAGAUUUUAUUUUUAUGUAUAUAUGCAUAUAUGCCUCUGUGUGUGUGUGUGUGUGUGUGUGUGUGUGUGUGUGUGUGUGUGUGUGUGCUACAUCAGUGCAAGUGCCGGCAGAGCCCAGAAGAGGGCGUCAGAUCCCUGCAGCUGGCAUUACGGUCAGUUGUGAGCUGCCCAGCAUGGGUGCUGGGAACGGAACUCCGGUCCUCCAGAGCAGCAAGAAGUUUUAACCACUGAGCCAUCUUUCCAGCCCCCGAACUCUUUAUUUUGGAAGCAGUUCUCAAUUAUUUUGAAGUUCAUUACUCUAAAUCCAACAUCACUGAUUCCUAGACCUCCCCUUUUGUCUUUGGAUUCAGUGUUUAUUUUAAAAUAUUUUAAAUGUUUUUUUUUAAGAUUUGCUUGUUUUA
Messenger RNA from Peromyscus maniculatus bairdii (prairie deer mouse), 2605 nucleotides. It is a transcript of the gene Trim58, whose product is annotated as tripartite motif containing 58. Gene Ontology annotation, molecular function: protein binding; zinc ion binding. The record is from RefSeq and is a predicted model, not a curated record. NCBI's taxonomy places the organism in Eukaryota, Metazoa, Chordata, Mammalia, Rodentia, Cricetidae.